AUGGUGGGCACCCCCUCAGCUGCAGUUUUGUCUGCUUUUCAGUCUCUUCCUGGUUAUAAGAAUUUUAACUUUGAAGUAAAGAAGGAGGGGGUUUUAAAAAGAGUUUUCUGCAGUCAGACCGACGCCUGCGUGGAUUUGCUGCAGCAGCUGCUGGCCUUUGAUCCCGCCAGCAGAAUAUCGGCUAGAGACGCUUUGGCUCAUCCCUAUUUCUCUGAGGCGCCUGCACCCAGUUGCGUUCGUCUGCUGUCAGCAGCAGCAGAGCCGGUGCAGCCGAAAGCAAAAAGACUCUGUCGCGAUCAGGAACACCCUGCUGCUGCUGCUGCUGCUGCUGCUGCUGCUGCUGUGUCUGCCUCGGAUGCUGCAGGAGAAGCAGACGAUGAGGCCUCGUGGGUCGAAGCUCUGUCCAAACGCCAGCAGGCAGCAGCCCCCAGCCAGCUGCCUCUAUAG
Molecule: messenger RNA, 447 nt
Organism: Eimeria acervulina
Lineage: Eukaryota; Apicomplexa; Conoidasida; Eucoccidiorida; Eimeriidae
Product: I WGS project CAKM00000000 data, strain SE8, contig 12, related
Exons: 4
Coding region: 1-447 (148 amino acids)
Source: RefSeq, a predicted model, not a curated record